CAGGCUUGGAUGCGCCGGGCAGGCUGCGCUCUGUCCUCUGCGCUCCCCGGCGGUUUCGAGUAGCUCCACAGGCUCUUCCCGGUGGCGCUCAGGAGCCUUCGGCCGGUGCGCGACUCGCUGGCUCGCCUGACCGCCCUGCUCGGAGCCUUGCGGCGGCCUGAGCUCCCGCUACACUCUGCCUGGCCUCACGCUGUUUUUGACUCAGUCUCAGGGUUUCUUCGAACGAGGUGGCUUUCUGGCCCGCCCUACCUGACCUAUUUCUGAGGGAGCUUGGCCUUUUCCUCUCUGUUCCAUUGUCAUCUUGGGCCGAGUCGAAUGAAAGUUUCCGAGCUUGAGCCUGGGACAAUGGUGUGCAUUCCUUGUAUUGUCAUUCCUGUUCUUCUCUGGAUCUACAAAAAAUUCCUGGAGCCAUACAUAUACCCUAUGAUUUCCCCUUUUGUUAGUCGCAUAUGGCCUAAAAAAGCUGUACAAGAAUCCAAUGAUAAAAACAAAGGCAAAGUAGACUGCAAGGGUGCCGACAGAAAUGGAUUACCAACAAAAGGACCAACAGGAAUCUAUGAUAAAAAGAAAGACUAAUGCAACUUUUCCAAAGGAUCGCAAAUGUUUUUAAAAUGGACCUGAUGACACAAAGCACCUUCUUUGUAAUUGUCUCUGACUUUUUUCUCUGAAACUAGAAUUUUGGAUAGAGAGUUUAUUUAUCUGAUACUUACUGGGAAAUACAUAGUAUUUAUAUUUAAAAUGUACUUAGUUAUAUUUAAUGACCUCAUUCCUGAGUUCCAUUUUCAUUAUAGUAGCUUUAAUUUCUAUUAUUGCUGUUUUAAUAAUAUGAAUAAAUAGGUUUGUGCCAGUAAAUACUCAGUACUUAAAGUCCUUGGGCCUCUAGCAUUCAUUCAUCCACGUGAAUUUGACUGCUCUUUGCUCUAAUUCUUCAGGUCAUUUUAAUUUGAAUGGAUUAAGUUUUACUGUGAAAUAGUACAGAUGAUAAUGAUGUGAAACUUAAAGAUAAGAUUACUGUCCAACACAAUGGAGCAAUUUAUCUAUGAGAGUAAGUAACUACUGUUUAUUGCUCUGAGAAAGAUGGAAAAGAAGGAUAUAGGAGAAACUUUGAAAAAUGAAACAUCUUUUACAUAAAUGUCUAAUGUAUUAUAAAAUUAUAAUGCUGUUGCAUUCCUUCCAUUCCUACAAAUGCAUUAAACAUUUAAUUUGUGGUUC
This is a messenger RNA of Ictidomys tridecemlineatus (thirteen-lined ground squirrel), 1212 nucleotides long. Lineage: Eukaryota; Metazoa; Chordata; Mammalia; Rodentia; Sciuridae. The record is from RefSeq and is a predicted model, not a curated record.